Molecule: messenger RNA, 321 nt
Organism: Suncus etruscus (white-toothed pygmy shrew)
Lineage: Eukaryota; Metazoa; Chordata; Mammalia; Eulipotyphla; Soricidae
Product: prolactin-inducible protein homolog
Exons: 3
Coding region: 1-321 (106 amino acids)
Biological process (GO): proteolysis; regulation of immune system process
Cellular component (GO): extracellular region
Molecular function (GO): aspartic-type endopeptidase activity
Source: RefSeq, a predicted model, not a curated record
AUGCCUGAUACAGCAAUAGUAGAUGAAGAAGUGGACGUGAAGGUACAUUUGGAAACAGACCUGAAUGAAUGCAUGGUGGUUAAAGCUCAACUAAGAAGCACUAUUCCCACAGACACUUCUUUUAAUGUGAAACAGACAGUCUGCCUUUGCCCUGAUAACGCAAGAAACUUAUAUUGGAGCUUCACUGCUUCUGAGUCCAUGUAUGUAAUAGCUUAUGUUGAUGCUGUUUCUGAGACUGGCAUCUGCCCUUAUGAUAGGGCAGUGAAACCAAUUUGGGGAGCAUCCAAUAGUGCGGUACAAAAAAUAACUGUAACUCAGUAG